AUGUUUUUAAAUAUUUUUCAGUUAAUUUUGAUAAUUUUUAUUUUAAUUUAUUUUUUAUUAUUUUCUUUUAAUUUUAAUUUUCUUUUUACUAUUUUUUUGGUUAUUUUAAUUGGAAGCAUUAUUUUGGAAUUUAGAAGAUGGGCAACAACAUUGACUGGAUUAAAGGCUAUUCUUUUCUUAACGAAUUUUCUAUUUUUUGGCGUAUUAUUGCUUUUAUGGCUACCAACCUCAAUAUGUUUACGCCUACCAAAAUGCUUCUUAACAAAUUUAUUUUGUCACCAACAAGACAAUCCUUCAAUUAUUUCAAUUUUUAGUUUAUUAAUUACUUCAAUUAUUUUAUUCCAAAAUUUGUUGAAAAGAUGGAUUCUUUUAUUACGUCAAAAAAUAAUUUUGGAAAAUUUAAUUAAAUAUCCUUUACUUUGUGCGACGUUUUUUAAUCAUUUUUGUGUUAGAAUGGAAAUGGCCUGUGAAGAUGAUGAGGAAGAUAAAGAGCUUUUUGAUAGUUGGAUCAAUGGUUUUGGCAAACAAUUAAGAAGUAAAAUUUCAGUGGGUUUUGAAGGUUCUACUAAAAUAUCUGAUCAGAAGAAAAAUCAAAAUAAAAAAUCUGUUCAAUUUAAGAAAUCAGUUUCUUUAAUUAAUUUUACACAAAAGGUUGGCUAUCGAUUAACGAAGAAAAGUAAAAGUGCAAAAUAUAUAAGUUGUCAUCAUCAAGGCCAUUAUUGUACAAUUGAAAGUGCUGGAGAAUUGGCAGCUGGAGAAUCGCCCAAAAAAAUUUUAUCAACAAAACCAAAAGUUCCGACAACUCCAAUACCCCAAACAACACCAACAGACCCGCUAGGGCCACCAUUAAAACAUCAACCAACGUUGUUAUCUCCUAUUACGCCUGAGGGUAAAUUUUUUGUAGAAAAGUCAAACCUCCCUAUAAGAUACGCCCUCGAAAAUUGUCUCUUAUAA
Meloidogyne enterolobii is the source of this 954-nucleotide messenger RNA. The record is from the annotation of a GenBank genome assembly. NCBI's taxonomy places the organism in Eukaryota, Metazoa, Nematoda, Chromadorea, Rhabditida, Meloidogynidae.